This is a messenger RNA of Megalobrama amblycephala (Wuchang bream), 1143 nucleotides long. Its product is annotated as tensin-3-like. The record is from RefSeq and is a predicted model, not a curated record. The coding region runs from base 109 to 819 and encodes 236 amino acids. The transcript is spliced from 8 exons. NCBI's taxonomy places the organism in Eukaryota, Metazoa, Chordata, Actinopteri, Cypriniformes, Xenocyprididae. Gene Ontology annotation, molecular function: protein binding.
GGUCCCAAGACUUUGAGCUCGUCUCUGGGUCAAGUCCUUCCAUUCUUAAAUUGCGGCUCCUUCAUCGUUCGAGACAGACACUCCUUCCGCGGCGCUUACGGACUGGCCAUGAAAGUGGCGACGGCGCCUCCAUCUGCGCUGCAGCAGAGCAAGAGAGGAGGAGACCCGUCCAGCGAGCUGGUGCGGCACUUCCUCAUUGAGUGCACGCCGAGGGGUGUCCGGCUCAAGGGAUGCCCUAAUGAACCCUACUUCGGCAGUCUGACGGCUCUGGUCUGUCAGCACUCCAUCACUCCUCUGGCUCUUCCAUGUAAACUCAUCAUUCCUGACAGAGAUCCUCUAGAGGACGCUGUUAGUGCAUCUUCACAGUCCAUCACCAAUUCUGCAGCUGAACUCUUGAAACAAGGAGCAGCCUGUAACGUGUGGUUUCUGGGUUCGGUGGAGAUGGAGUCUCUGACGGGGUAUCAGGCGGUGCAGAAGGCCACCAGUGAGAUCCUGAGUACAGACUCGCUCCCGUCCUCCACCGUAGUGCACUUCAAAGUCUCCUCGCAGGGAAUCACGCUCACCGACAACCAGAGAAGACUGUUCUUCAGAAGACACUAUGCAGUCAGCACAGUCAUAUUCUGUGCUCUGGACCCUCAGGACAGGAAGUGGAAACGAGACGGCUGCACCUCAGCAAAGAUCUUUGGAUUUGUGGCGCGGAAAGCGGGCAGCGGCAUGGAGAACGUGUGCCACCUGUUUGCUGAGCACGACCCCGAGCAGCCCGCCAGCGCCAUCGUCAAUUUUGUCUCCAAAGUCAUGAUUGGCUCACAGAAGAUGUGAUGUCAUGAAGAGGGCGUGGCCUGUCGAGCGCCGCAGGAUCAGAUUUCCUCCAGUGAGCUGAAAGCGAGGAUGAAGCGGACUCUGGGACUGUCUUUGAUCACAUGACAAACCUUCUGAAACUAAACAUGUACAGUAUUUUGUAUAUUUAUGUACUGAAAGUGUAUGUAUGGUGUACACAGACUCAAAGGAAUUAUUCUGAGUGAAAAUAAAUCUCAAUAUUUGUGUAUGAACAGUAAUGCUUUUUAAAAUUAUUUUUAGUUUUUUAAUUGUUUUCUACUACUGAUGACAUGAACCAAAAACUUCUUUAUAAUGUCAUUGUUUUAG